This is a messenger RNA of Symbiodinium pilosum, 657 nucleotides long. Lineage: Eukaryota; Dinophyceae; Suessiales; Symbiodiniaceae. The record is from the annotation of a GenBank genome assembly.
AUGCAGUGGAGACAAUUCAAUUUCUCCUGGGGUGGUGCCAACGCCUUUGGCAGAGGCCAUGAGCAUCGUGGAAGCAUUCAAGUGCCAUGGUCGCAUGCCCGCGUGAUGUGCCAGGUGGCGAAGACCGCCGCCUUCCAAGAGGCCAAGCGCAGCUUUGCAGUCCUCAGCGCAGCCCGCAGCAUGGAGGACAUGGCCAUCGCUUCUUCCAAGGUGCCCGGGCUCGUGGCCGAAAGGCAGGCAUGCUGGCACCUUGCGCUGCGCGAGAGCCGCGGCCUGGAGCUUCCCGGCGUGCCCAAGGACUCUGCGCCUAACCCCUUCCUGGCAUCGCUUCGAGCCAUGCUGAAUACCAGCAGCACAUCGAUUCGAGCCGUCAUCGAAGGACAGGUGGCCGCCCCAAGAUUUCGCUCAUUGGACGCGAGGGCCUUUUCUGCUGACACCAUGGCAUCGUGGAUGUUGCGCGAGUGCCGGGCAGCUUCAUACCCCACCUUGCUGGAGGAUGCUGGGCUCCUCCCUCCGCAGGUCAAACCGCCCCCUGCGCCAGUACGGACCAAGCCACAGCUGCAGGAGGUGCCGAGCCAGAAGCCAGCCAAGACGGAAGGCAGCAGCUCAAUGUUCGCCAGUUUCCGCCAAAUGUGGCUGCAAGCGCAGUGCUUUUGA